AUGUGCACUACGCAUGCGCACACCAUAAUAUCUUCCCCUAACCUGUAUGCCCGAGUACUCAACCUUUAGGGCAGGCGAGCAUUAAUAUGUUUUCUGCCGUUAUCCGUGUUUCUGCGGCCGGCAUCAGGAGUUUAGCACGAGCAGGUCCUCAGUGCACAGCCCCUUUGGCCUCCCGAUGCUACUCUCAUGCCAAAGCGGAGACAGAUGAGGAGUUUGACGCUCGCUGGGUCACUUACUUCAACAAGCCCAACCUUGAUGACUGGGAACUUAGGAAAGGUGUGAACACACUGAUCGGCUAUGACCUGGUCCCUGAACCAAAGAUCCUUGACUCUGCACUGAGAGCCUGCAGAAGGCUGAAUGACUUGGCCAGUGCGGUCCGCAUCUUAGAAGCAGUGAAGGAUAAAUCUGGACCACAUAAAGAGAUCUAUCCAUACAUGAUUCAAGAGCUUCGCCCCACCCUUAUGGAGCUGGGCAUCUCGACCCCUGAGGAACUUGGCAUUGAUAAAGCCUAAACAGGUCUUGAGACACGUCUGAAGUCAUUGCACUUGUUUCCUAAUGUCCUGGUUUCAUGAAGUUAUGAUGUUUAAUACCUCAAACUUUUGACUUAAUAAACAGAGCAAUAUUUAA
Messenger RNA from Tachysurus fulvidraco (yellow catfish), 627 nucleotides. RefSeq names its product cytochrome c oxidase subunit 5A, mitochondrial-like. The transcript is spliced from 5 exons. Bases 87 to 512 code for a protein of 141 amino acids. The record is from RefSeq and is a predicted model, not a curated record. Gene Ontology annotation, biological process: mitochondrial electron transport, cytochrome c to oxygen. Gene Ontology annotation, cellular component: mitochondrial inner membrane. NCBI's taxonomy places the organism in Eukaryota, Metazoa, Chordata, Actinopteri, Siluriformes, Bagridae.